AUGGCAAUGGCAAACAACAAAACACAAUGUUUUGCAUGUAAUAAAGAAAAAAUAACAUAUUCUUGUGAAGGAUGUUUAAAAAGAUUUUGUUUAAUGCAUUUAACAGAACAUCAACAAAUGUUGAAUGAAGAAUUAAAUCAUAUUAUUAAUGAUUAUGAUCAAUUUAAACAAACAAUUAAUGAACAAAAAGAGAAUCUGUAUAAUCAUUCAUUAAUAAAACAAAUUAAUCAAUGGGAAAUAAAUUCAAUUGAGAAAAUUCAACAAAAAGCACAAGAAUGCAGAGAACUUCUUAUCAAUUCUUCACAAAGAUUUAUAAAAGAUAUUGAAAUGGAAUUUAAUGAUUUAUCUGAACAAAUAAAACAAAUUUAUAACGAAAAUGAAUUUAAUGAAAUUAAUUUAAACUAUUUAAAAAAUCAAUUAAUAGAAAUUACACAAAAAUUAAAUAACUCAUCAAAUAUUUCCAUUCAGCAAGAUUCACAAUCAUUUAUCAAUGAAAUUUCAAUUAUUUCAUCGAAAAUAUCAAAAUUCAAUAAAUGGAAACAAAAUGCCAUUACUGUGGCUGGUAGAAAUGGACCAGGACAAGAAUUAAAUCAACUCAACCGCCCUGAACGAAUCUUUAUUGAUAAAAACAAAAGUAUUUUCAUUGCUGAUACUCGGAAUAAUCGUAUUGUUGAAUGGAAAUAUAAUGCAAAAGAAGGGCAAAUCAUUGCAGGUAGAAAUGGACAAGGAAAUGGAAUGGAUCAGUUGAAUUAUCCAACGGAUAUGAUUGUUGAUCAACAUAAUCAUUCGAUCAUCAUUGCUGAUUGUAGAAACAGACGAGUAAUUCAGUGGUUGAAUCAAUAUCAAGAAAUUCUCAUUGAGAAUAUUCACUGUCAUGGCUUGACAAUGGAUAAACAUGGAUUUCUUUAUGCUUCUGAUUAUAAAAAAAAUGAAGUGAGACGAUGGAAAAUGGGAGAAUAUAACAAUCAAGAAAUUGUAGUGGCAGGUGGAAAUGGACAAGGAAAUCAACUGAAUCAACUCAAUAGUCCUACUUUUAUCUUUGUUGAUGAAUAUCAAUCUAUUUAUGUAUCAGAUAGACAGAAUCAUCAUGUAAUGAAAUGGAGGAAAGAUGCGAAAGAAGGAAUAAUUGUGGCUGGAGGAAAUGGUCAAGGAGGAAAUCUUAAUCAACUGUCUUAUCCUCAAGGACUCAUUGUUGAUCAUUUAGGUCAAAUCUAUGUAGCAGAUUAUGGGAAUAAUCGAGUAAUGCGUUGGUGUGAAGGAAAGGAAGAAGGUGAAGUUGUUGUUGGUGGAAAUGAUUAUAAAAACCAAUCAAAUCAAUUAAAUAGUCCCAUGGGUUUAUCCUUUGAUGAUGAAGGAAAUCUUUAUGUAGCUGAUUGUCUGAAUCAUCGAAUUGAAAAAUUUGAAAUAAUUUUGUGA
Messenger RNA from Adineta steineri, 1416 nucleotides. Lineage: Eukaryota; Metazoa; Rotifera; Eurotatoria; Adinetida; Adinetidae. The record is from the annotation of a GenBank genome assembly.